UGAUUGAUCGUACAAUACAAAAUAUUUUGUAUUCUGCUAUUUCUUAAACUCUUCAUGUAAGAAUACUAUCGAAUUUAUUAAAAAAGUAUUACAGGUUGCCUAUUUACUUGUUAACGUGAACUUCAAAAUAAGAUCAGUACUGAAAUUCAAGCCAGUUUUUGGUGACACUUCACAAAACAUAAUUUCACGACAAUAAAAAACAAAAAAAUCAACUACUUCCUCAUAAAAAGUGUUCCGAUUUCAAAUUAGAGUGACCAAAGAUGCUGCCACGACAAUACUACGGGGAACAAGAGAUGAGAAAACGUCAAAUAGAUACGCUAAAAAUCUUCAACGAUCAUGUAGUCGAAGUUAAAGAUAAUGCUGAAUAUCGCGUCGAAUUCAUAGCUGACGCGAAAAAUAUGAGCUUAACAGUGAUUUUAGGGCCAGACUUUCCUAAUGAAAAGCCUACAAUUUUCGUUAACCCACCUAUACCUCAUCCUUGGAUAGGUGAAAACUCCAAUCAAGUUAUAGGUGCCCCUGGUCUAUUGAACUAUACGUUACAUUCAGAUUUAGGUCGUGUAGUCCAAGCUAUUAUAAGGGAGUUUCAGAAAUCGAUGCCUAAGCUCUCAAAUUCGGAGGAAGUGCCAAAAAGUAAUGAUGUGAGCCCUCAAGCGAACUUUAAUGUACAAUCAAUGAUGUUUCCUGAAUUAAAUGAUUGCUGUGUUGAAGAAUUGCAGGAGAUAUUGCAUAAUACUGAUUUACAGGACAAAAUAAUAGAAGUAAACCCCCAACUCGUGGAAAUGGACCUUGAAACGGAAGAACUAAUGAACAGUAUCGAGAACAUAGCCCAAGAAAAUAUCGCCAAACAACAACAGUUGGAUGAUUUAAAAACCGAAGUUAUCGACCGCAUAUCCACCAUCGUUCAGAUGAAAAUGAACUUCGAAGAGCUGAACCGUAAGCAUAUGAAGUUAGCGGAAAUGUAUGACCCGCAUCGAAUUAGAGAUUGCUUGAAGGAGGCUGCGUUAAAGGCUGAUGAGGAGUCCGAGGUUAUUGCGGAGCAGUUCUUGACGGGUAACAUGCCAGUUGAAACGUUCAUAGCGAAGUUUGCUGAAAAAAGAGGUCUUGGUCAAGCUAGACGGGCGAGAGAAGAACGGAUUGCACACCAACUGGCACAACUAGACAGAGCCACGACCAAAAGUUAAAAGAAAAAAAAACAUUCCAAUUGACAGCUGUCAUAGCUGUCAAUGUCAAAAUUGCCGCCAAUUUUUUUAGAAAAGGCGCUAUUUAUUAAGCUUUGUUGUUGAUUUUGUGUUGUGAUUGAAAUGUAGGAUAUAUGUAUAUGUAAUCUUUGAAUGGGAUAGUGCAAUCGGAGAUUUUAAACUAAUUACCUGCACUACACAAUUGGUUAAAGUAUCAUAACUGAUGAUUUUAUGAGAACGCACCCAAUUGUUUUUGUUUGGAUAUUUAUAAAUACUUCUGCAAUAAGUAUUCAUAAGGCUGUUCGCCUAUACCAGACUUUGUAGCACAGAAAAUCCGACUGAUUUUUGUAGGACGUUCUGACUAAGAUUUUCUGACCAACUUUCUGUAGGACGGGAGCGUUGCGGUGUAGUUAUCGACACGAAUUUUGAGCUCUGACCUUCACCUGCGCAGAAGUAAUUUAUUGGGUUCCUUUUGUGGUAUGAAGUGAGGCGCGGGGACGGGGCGGUAAAGCGGUGAUUGGCCCGCAGUGCAUCGCGUCAUAGCCGUCACUCGGGAUUGGUUCUUUGCUAAUAAAUCACUUCAUUCCUCAACGCGCGCGCACAUACAGUUGACGUGCACACAGUUCCUCCGUAUAUACCGAUAUAUAAAAAAAAAACUUUGGUAUUAAAUCUAAGCAAUAAACAAAUUGAGUACUUACACUCAUAGUGUACAACUUAGUUAAAUGUGCUUGUAUUAUCACAAUAAAUUAAUGAAGUAAAGUUAAGCGAACAAAGAACAAAAAUUGCUGCGAGUCAUCGUCCUGCAAGUACACAACCAGUGAGUCACCAAGCUGCUUCGCUCCUAUUCGUCGGCAAGCGGUGAGUCCCAAAGCGCGCGGUGGCACCAAACGCUACCGUAUAUGGUCACAAACACCACUUGACUGGAUCGACACUGCUUCCGAAACAAAUCGGUUAAUUUCACCACCCCGUCGAAGAGCAACGCAGAGGGUCGAGACACACGUCGGACUGGCGAGAAUAGGAGUGCAGGUUCGCUACCCAGAUCACGAGAUUAUUUUUGCAAGUUUAUUUUUUUUUUUUUUUUUUUUAAACUUGUUUUUGUUUUAUUUCCUUAUAAAAUAAAACAGAACUUUGCUUAUUUGUGGCCAACAAAACAUCAAAAGCUGUUAUUAUUGCCUUUUUUUUUGCACUAACUCCAACUUCAUGGUGUAAAUAUGAUGAAGCGCACUCCGACAAAGUCACGUCCUCUCUCUGAGUCAGAAGCCGAAUCGAACAUACGCACUCAACCACAGAACCUUAUGAAAAUGCCUACCUCCACUCCCACUGUUCCUGAAAACGAGAAUGUAAAUACUCGUAAACGCAAAGGUGAUGAUUUUAUGAACGAAAUCCGUGACCUACUGGAGUCUCAUACAGCUCAGGUGGAUAGGAAGUUAGAGGAGCUUCAGAACACAAUAAAGGAGAUUAUUACGCAAAAUACGGAAAUAAAAGAAAAAUUAAUUACUCUAUCCAUGCAAUACGAGCAUAUUGUCAUUAGAACAGAGACCUUGGAAGCUGAGAGGAAAUCUGAUUUAGACUAUAUUAUUCAGUUGGAAGAUCGCAUUGAAAACUUGGAAAGGAUGUCAUGCCUGUCAAGACUAGAAAUAAGAAAUAUUGCGAAGCCAAUUGGAGAGUCUAAGGAAGACCUGCGCAAAAUCGUCACAGAAGCGGCCAACGUUCUCGGUGUAUCCAUCCAAUCUUAUGACAUUAAAGAUUUAUUUCGGUUAAACAGGAAGGAAGGCGUAUCACCAAUAAUAGUGGAUUUUGCGAACAUUGAUAUUAAGGCCCGGUUCAUUAAAAGUGCACGGAACUUUAAUAAAACCAACAAAGAUAAUAAGUUUAACACAUCACAUUUAAAAUUAGAGGGCCCCCCUAAACCGGUAUAUCUGUCCGAGUGCCUUACACAAAAAGGUCAGCAACUAUUCUACCUUACUAGAAAAUUUGCUAAAGAGAAUACUUAUAAAUUCUGCUGGACUUCUCUCGGUAAAGUAUUCCUUAGAAAAAGUGAAGGAGACCGGCAGAUUCUUAUUAAAAAAGAAACAGACAUAGAUCUCCUCCGUCAGGCUAAAUGACUAGUUAAGUGUUUAUGUACUUAUUUUCUUGAACACCCAUAUUACUGUAAUAACUUUUUUAUUCUUACUUUUUGCAUGCUUUGCGCUCAUUCAAAAUUAUCUCGUACAAGUAUUUUCGUAUUGUUAAUAAUUAAGUAUUUCUACUAUUAUGUUUACUGUUUAACUACUCACAAUCACUACACAUCAAAACAUAAAACUCACCCAUCUUUUUUACUAAAACUAAAACACAAAACAUCUCCUUGCUUAUUGCUAUGUGCUUUCAAUACGGUAUAUUUCGCAGUUUUUGGUGUCCUGGUAGAAUGCUUCAGCUAUAUCAUCGCUAUUAUUUCUGUUUUUAUUUAUACCUCAAAAGAACAUGGUUGAUGUAAAUGGUAUCGCAAAUGACAUUGACGAUUUCGUCAGUGUCGGCGAUGCUAUAGCUGUUGAUUUUCCGGAAAACUGCAAGGCUGCCUUUGACCCAAAUGCAAAGACGUUUUCAGUAUUACACCAAAAUAUCAGAAGUCUAAACUGUAACUAUGAUGGGCUUACUGUUCUCCUCAAAAGACUAGACAUCAAUUAUGAUCUUAUUGUGCUUACUGAAUCUUGGCUAUCCAAAAAUUCAAUCAUACCUGUAAUGCCUAAUUACACAACUCAUAUUACUAAAUGCCACCUAAAUCAAAAUGAUGGUAUCGUAAUAUAUCUAAAAGAUAGUAUACACGCGAAUGUCUAUGAACCAGAUUUUUGUCAUGAAGUAAAUUGUCUUGUGACCACGAUAAAUAACGAUUUAGCUGUUGUAUCAGUGUACAGGCCUCCAGCCUUUAAAAAUCUAGAGCCUUUUUUAAAGUCUUUGGAUCAAAUCUUGUCUACUCUUAAUCAUUAUAAAAAUAUAAUUUUAAUUGGUGAUUUAAAUAUUAAUAUUAAACCUGAGCAACUUAAUCCCAAACACACAGAAUACUUAAAUCUGCUCGCAUCUUACGGCCUUCUUGCCACACACACUCUUCCGACUAGAGAAUCUAAUUGUCUUGAUCACUGCUUCAUCAAAACAAAACUAAAACCUUUAACUAUAGUUUGUAAUUCAACUUUAACCGACCACUCCUGUCAUGCUAUCACUACGUUUGGAAAUGAAGAAUAGACCAAUACAAAAUAACUUUCGUACAAAAACGGAUUACGAUGCCGUGGUUGAAGAUUUAAAAAUGAUAAAUUGGGAAGACAGGUUUCAUAAUGAUGAUCCAAAUGACAUGACAAACACUUUCUUGGAUGUCGUUAAAAACAUCAUAUUGACUCACACAGUCACCUUUAAGCAGCCUAGGCGACAAGUGAUUGUUAAGCCGUGGAUUACACCGGGAUUAUGUAGAUGUAUGAGAAAUCGCGAUCACCUUCACCAAAAGCUGAGAAAGGAUCCAGAAAACUCAACUCUUGCUAUAACUUACAAGCGGUAUCGAAAUAAAUGCAAUAGUUUACUAAGAAACCUUAAAAAAGAUUAUUUUAAAUCUGAGUUAGCCAAAUCCAGUCGUAAUCUAAAAAAACAAUGGGGAUUGGUAAAAGAAAUGGCUAGUAUAAACAGUUCCCCAAAAACUUCAUCAGAGCUUAUAUCCUCUAAUUCAACAACUCAAGACGCGUUAAAUAACAUAAACAAAUACUUUGUCAAUGUCGGUAGUAAUUUAGCAAACGCUAUUAUGGCCAGGACCCUCACAAAUGAAAUAGAUUUAAGCAAGCGGGGUAGACCAGGUCCGAAGGGCAAACCCAUUAACUCUUUUAUGCUUCUCCCAACAGAUCCAAUAGAAAUUAAAGAAGUAAUUGCUAACUUGAAAUCGAAGAAUUCCUCGGGAUGGGACGGUGUUUCCACUUACUUUAUUAAAAGAACAGUAGAUUUCCUGACUGCACCUCUAGCGCAUAUUUACAAUGCUUGUUUUUCAAAAGGAGUGUUUCCAGAUGCUUUUAAAAAGUCUGUAGUUGUUCCUAUAUACAAAGCAGGAGACAAAACUUUGGUGUCAAAUUACAGGCCAAUCUCUCUACUUUCUAGUUUCUCAAAAAUUCUGGAAAAACUAAUAAAUAAAAGGUUAAAGUACUACCUAGAAACCCAUAAACUUCUCUCUGAUAAUCAGUUUGGGUUCAGAGAAAAAAUAUCAACCGCUGACGCUCUUCAUAGGGUAACUUCGUAUCUAGUCGAAAAAUUGGACAAAGGCCAGAAGUCUGUAGGUAUAUUCCUAGACUUGGCUAAGGCUUUCGACACCGUAUCUGUACCGAUCCUCAUAAAUAAACUCGAGACCUUAGGAAUUCGAGGAAUACCACUCCAACUUUUUCUAGACUACCUGACAAACCGAAAGCAGGUUAUAAAAAUUGAUAACAGUGUCAGUUGUGAGGAAAGUGUUGCUUUUGGUGUGCCUCAGGGCAGCGUAAUGGGUCCCACGCUGUUCCUAAUAUAUAUUAAUGACCUUUGCAAUUUGAUUUUGCGAAAUGGUCAAGUAGUAACAUUUGCAGAUGACACAGUUUUACUGUUCAGUUCCAAUACUUGGAAAGAAGUAACUGAAGCAGCAAAUGAAGGGUUUGCUAUAGUAACCUCUUGGCUGGACAAUCAUUUGUUGACACUGAAUCUUGAUAAAACUAAAUUUGUUACUUUUACUAUUAACGCCAGAACUCAACCUUCACCGGAUUCAAUAGUCAUACAAACUCACAACUGCAACAGCCCAUGUUCCUGUCAUUGCAAACCAAUUACUAAAACGAAUUCUAUAAAGUAUCUCGGCGUGGUAAUAGAUCAGAACUUAAGCUGGAAGGAGCAUGUCAUGAAAGUAGGAAAUCGUGCAAGAAAGUUGAUUUAUAUUUUUAAAACAAUUAGAAACGCUUGUGACAUUAAACUGCUAAUAAAAAUCUAUUUUGCAUUAUGUCAGUCUAUAUUGAUGUAUGGCUUGAAUGUAUGGGGAGGAACUUCAAAAACCACUAUGUUAGUGGUCGAAAGAGCUCAACGCAUGGUACUUAAGGUCAUUUCUCGCAAAAAGUACACUUAUCCGACACACCUACUUUACUCUGAUCUAGGGGUUCUCACGGUACGAAAAUUGUUUAUUAAAAUAGAGAUCAUGGCACAACAUAAGGUAAAACCGCACUUUACGAAUAGGAGACGUUUGGAUAUAGUUUAUAACAUACCCAAAUACCGUACUACCUUUGCACAUAAAUUCCAUAACUAUCUUGGACCUAGCCUUUACAAUACAAUAAGUAAAGAUCUUAAAUUGAAGAAUCUUGAUAGCCAAACAUGUAAAGAAACUUUGGAGAAAUACUUAAAAACACUAGACUACAACACCACUGAAAAUCUGAUAAAAAAAUUAGUAUAAAAAGAGCACAUAAAUGUAAGCACACAUCAACGCACACAUCAACGCACACUUACUGUAACUUACACAAAACAUACACUUAAACACACUCAUAUACAUACAUAAAAUAACACAGAUUAACUACAUACUUACUACACAUACUAUAAUUCACAAUAAUGUACUUAAUUUCUUAAAAUAGCUUUAAGAUAUUUGUUGCCUGAGUCAUUGUAACUGGAACCAUGUGUGAAUGUGUUGUAAUAAGGUUGAGGAAGACUAUCCGCUCGUGAUACAGUUCUACACUAGUACGAGGGGAUAGGGUGAACCAAUCCAAAGACAACCAAACCACUUUCAAUUUCAUUACGCUGUUUUUUACAUUUCUGCCUAAAUUCUACUGUGACAAUACCUUUAUUAAACUUUUGUAGAGCUUUGUAACUUGCUUAAUCCAACGCAACUAAAUGUAUUAUUCUGUAUAGUUGUCUCAUAUUUGUGAAUAAAGUUUUUUAUUAUUAUUAUUUAUUAUUACUUCUGCUCAGAUGUAGGUCAGAGCUCAAGAUUCGUGCCGAUUACUAUACUAUUCUAUUUUUCUCCUACAAAACAUCGGUCACCGAUUAUUGGACGUGCAUGAAGUAAUGUAGGAUAUCCAUGUGUAAAUGUAUGGUUACAAUAAUGUAUAGGAACAUGUACUCAACUAUUUAUUACUAUGAAUGAAAUGUUUAUAACUUUGUGAUAAAUUAUUAAAAAUAAUUCGCAUUUA
Messenger RNA from Helicoverpa armigera (cotton bollworm), 7318 nucleotides. RefSeq names its product vacuolar protein sorting-associated protein 37A (gene Vsp37A). The transcript has 3 exons. The record is from RefSeq and is a predicted model, not a curated record. NCBI's taxonomy places the organism in Eukaryota, Metazoa, Arthropoda, Insecta, Lepidoptera, Noctuidae. Gene Ontology annotation, biological process: protein targeting to membrane; ubiquitin-dependent protein catabolic process via the multivesicular body sorting pathway; protein targeting to vacuole. Gene Ontology annotation, cellular component: ESCRT I complex. The coding region runs from base 261 to 1181 and encodes 306 amino acids.